This is a messenger RNA of Durusdinium trenchii, 1596 nucleotides long. NCBI's taxonomy places the organism in Eukaryota, Dinophyceae, Suessiales, Symbiodiniaceae. The record is from the annotation of a GenBank genome assembly.
AUGCUGCGAUGGUCUCAGAAAUCCAUUGCACGCAGAGCAGGGCGCGCUCUUCUUGGAGCAGGAUGUGUAGGCGGCGCUGGAUGCAUUUUCUUGUAUUCGACCGAUCCCAGCUUUGAACGAUCGGUCCGCUUCUGGCGCCAUACUGGGCCAAUUGUGGCUCAUUACUUCCUAGAGCGGUGGUGCUCCACCGAUGAAGCUGAUCGCGACGCCCGGUUCCAGCGACUUCACUCACUGUAUGCCGCCAAAGCGCGAGAAGUAGUCGAGGAGCUGCGUGGAAUGUUUGUGAAGGUUGCUCAAGUUCUAAGUGUUCGACCUGAGGCAGUUCCGGAGCAGUAUCGAAAUGAGUUUCGCAAGCUUCAAGAUUGUGCUCCUGCAGCGCGCUGGGAUCCCAUUCGGCAUGUGCUUGAACGAGAUCUUGGGGCUCCUGUCGCGGAGGUCUUUGAUCAAAUCGACCAAGAACCGCUCGGUGCGGCGAGCAUCGGACAGGCUCAUCGAGUCGUUUGGCAGGGAAGGCCUGCUGUCGUGAAGGUGCAGUAUCCUGAUGCUGCAGCCAUGCUUCGAGCAGAUUUUCGAUGCCUAGAGCUGUUGCUUUGGCUUGUCAGCCAAGAUGCUCUUACCAUUCUACAGCAGGUGAGGCAGCAGUUUGCAACUGAGCUGGACUAUGAGUCAGAGGCAUCUCACCUUCGGGAGUUGCACGAUGCUUUUCAGGUAGCUCCCGAUUUCAAGGGUCGUGUAGUUUUGCCAGAGCCCAUUCCAGAGCUUACCAGUGGCCAUGUGAUAGGAAUGGGCUUCUUAGACGGCCCCAAAUUGGAGGUUGCUUUGAGGUCGCGCCUUGAGGCCUUGGGGGUUGAUCUUGGAAAGCAAGGCAUAGGAGAAUGGCUGGCAGCACAGCAGAGGAAUGGCAUCAACAAGAACUUUAGUACAGUGCAAGAUGCCGAAUCUUCUGGAAGUGAGGAAUCCUCUACUAGCUUCCCCUGGAACAGAUUGACAGUAGUUCUCCGCUGGGUGAGUUUGGAUGCGAUGCUGUGGCUUGCUCGGAAGCUGGCCAAUUUGAGGUCUGGCACUGGGCCAACUGCAGAUCUUCACUCUGCGCUGCGGCUUGUUCUAGAUGCUCACGGCUACCAGCUGUUUUUCUGCCCGAUCUUCAACGCUGAUCCCCAUCCCGGGAACAUUCUGAUGAUGCCUGACGGUCGCAUUGGCCUCAUUGACUUCGGCCAAUGUCGGAGGCUCACCUCGGAGCAGAAGGCUGGAUUGGCUCGGCUUCUCCAAGCAGUAUCGCAGCCUGUAUCCCCAGAGGCAGAUCGCCAAGUAGCUGCAGCCUUCGAAGCUACGGGAGUGAAAACAAAACAUGGUGAUCCGGAAUUCCUGGCUCUUUUGCCUCGCCUGAUGUUCUCCCGAAUCCACACGGAGUGGGUCCGCGGUGACAUCAAGGAAACACUUCAACGUGACAGGAUAGUGGAGGUGCCGGUGCACAUGGUGAUGGCCUACCGUACAGCCAUGCUCCUUCGAGGACUUUGCUUAGUCCUCCAGGAAAACACAUCGGUUGCCGAAGCAUGGAGCCCUUGGGCAGAGCGAUGGUUACAAGCGUCCAGUUGA